AUGAGAGAUACCGAUAUUCUACUUACCUGGAUGCUGUUAUGCAGUGCUACAGUUGCCCAAGUAGCUAGGCAGCCUGAAGUCGCUGCUCAAUACUUCGCGCAACAGCAACAAUCUUUGGGAACUUCCGAAGGUGAUGAUACAAGUUCUUCGUCCAGUUAUCGCGGCUUCCAACUGUGGAGCGAAAAUAACAAACUCCAUGCCACAACGCUCUCAAAGCUCAGCCCGGCAUGUAGGGCAUCUAUGACGCAGAGGAUUCACUGUCACCAGAAGACGCGAUCCUUGCAGCGGCAGUGGGCGCGUUGGAGGCAGGAUCCGGGUCUGGGAAACAACACGCUUAGCGAUCUUGUCUGUGACAGCGGUUGCGGGGAGUCCCUCGCCACGUGGUUUCUGAGCGUCGAGCGCGAUUGCGCCACGUUGGAGGAGAGGAUGCUUUUUCCAACCCUGCGGGGUGGACAGCUGUGGGCGGGUUGGAACGAGACUUGUCUUAGGGAUGAGGGAACAGGGGGAUACUGUGGUGAUGUUAUCAAUGGCUUUAGCAAAUUCUUAAUAGAUGAAAUGCCGAUCGAAGAACUCUGCUCCUUCUGCAACGUGCAAUGGCAUCGUGUCAUGCAAACGUCACCCUUCUCUCUCUACGACAGAAACUACAAAUCGCGCCUCGAACACAUCAACCGUGCCUGUGAUCUCGACCUGCCCACAGCCAUCCCGAAGCUCGUGCUCUCCGAGGAUCCACAUAUAGAGCGGGACCCGUACUGCGCGACCCUUCUUUCAUACACUACCUCAUCAGGGGACACAUGCGACAGCAUUGCGGCGCAGUUCCAGGUUGCCUCGGCGGCUGUUCGAGCCGCGAGUUGGCCGCUCAUCGACUGUUUCGCUAUUCCCGAGGGUACGAAGUUGUGCACUCCGUUCAGGUGUAAAACCUAUACCCUCAGAGAUGGGGACACGUGCGACUCAAUCGAGCGGGAGCUUGACUUGAAACCCUGGCUUGGAGUCUCGGCAAUCCGGGCGUAUAAUCCCUGGUCCCUGUUCGCACAUCAACUAUUCGAUAAACCACACAAUAUGGGCUGGCUCGGUACCCUUGGACCUGUGUACGGCGACCACGCAAGUGACAAACCCGACAACACCAUUCCAGUCCUCAACAACGAGAACGGGGACAUUAAUGCCGGCUACGGUGGAAAAUUCGUCUGGCUAGUCGCCCAGUACCACGCGGAGCGAGGCACGGGGAUCUCCGACAUCCGGGUCGUCUUCUCCGACCACGCACGCGAGGGGGCCUUGGACCUGGCCAAGGGAGCGGGCGGGCUGUAUCGAUACUUGGAGUUUCGCUAUGGCGGCGAGGGCGAGCGACAUGUGAGGCAGGUGGUGCUUGCGCGGCGGAGCGAGCCCAUGAACGCGGCCACCGCGCAGAGGCUGGGCUUCCAGGACUUCAGCGACAACAUCGACCACGGUCGCGGGUCGUUCAUAUACUUGCUGUGGAAUUAUUGA
This is a messenger RNA of Aspergillus aculeatus ATCC 16872, 1479 nucleotides long. RefSeq lists its product as uncharacterized. The record is from RefSeq and is a predicted model, not a curated record. NCBI's taxonomy places the organism in Eukaryota, Fungi, Ascomycota, Eurotiomycetes, Eurotiales, Aspergillaceae. Bases 1 to 1479 code for a protein of 492 amino acids. The transcript is spliced from 5 exons.